GGCCUAUUAGAGCCUUUGCCCGGCUGUCAGUGACUCAGUGUUCGCGGGAACGCAGCCUCAGCUUCGACACCAGCCAACCCAGAUCCCGAGGUGCGCCAGCGCCCAGCCCAGAUCUCCACGCCUGCCAGGAGCGAGCUUAGAGGCAGUCGCCGGCUCGCUGUGCCCCUGAGCAGCCUCUGUCCUUCUGUCCAAGUCCCGCGUCCUUCUUGGGACCCCUGCCCAGCGGGCAGCACUGCCACCCUGCCGGCCAUGGAGACCCCGUCCCAGCGGCGCGCCACCCGCAGUGGGGCGCAGGCCAGCUCUACUCCGCUGUCGCCCACUCGCAUCACCCGACUUCAGGAGAAGGAGGACCUGCAGGAGCUCAAUGACCGUCUGGCGGUGUACAUCGAUCGCGUGCGCUCCCUGGAGACGGAGAACGCAGGGCUGCGCCUUCGCAUCACAGAGUCUGAAGAGGUGGUCAGCCGAGAGGUGUCCGGCAUCAAGGCGGCCUACGAGGCCGAGCUGGGGGAUGCCCGCAAGACCCUCGACUCUGUGGCCAAGGAGCGCGCCCGCCUGCAGCUGGAGCUGAGCAAAGUGCGGGAGGAGUUCAAGGAGCUGAAGGCUCGCAAUACCAAGAAGGAGGGUGACUUGCUGGCUGCCCAGGCCCGGCUUAAGGACCUGGAGGCUCUCCUCAACUCCAAGGAAGCUGCACUGAGCACUGCUCUCAGUGAGAAGCGCACCCUAGAGGGUGAGCUCCAUGACCUGCGGGGGCAGGUAGCCAAGCUUGAGGCAGCCCUGGGUGAGGCUAAGAAGCAACUUCAGGAUGAGAUGCUUCGGCGAGUGGACGCUGAGAACAGGCUGCAGACCCUGAAGGAGGAACUGGACUUCCAGAAGAACAUCUAUAGUGAGGAGCUGCGUGAGACCAAGCGCCGGCAUGAGACCCGGCUUGUGGAGAUUGAUAACGGGAAGCAGCGUGAGUUUGAGAGCCGGCUGGCCGAUGCCUUGCAGGAUCUGAGGGCCCAGCAUGAGGACCAGGUGGAACAGUAUAAGAAGGAGCUAGAGAAGACAUACUCUGCCAAGCUGGACAAUGCCAGGCAGUCUGCCGAGAGAAACAGCAACCUAGUGGGGGCUGCCCAUGAGGAGCUCCAGCAGUCUCGGAUCCGCAUCGACAGCCUCUCAGCCCAGCUCAGCCAGCUCCAGAAGCAGCUGGCAGCCAAGGAGGCAAAGCUGCGUGACCUGGAGGACUCCCUGGCUCGCGAGCGGGAUACUAGCCGGCGGCUGCUGGCGGAAAAAGAGCGAGAGAUGGCCGAGAUGCGGGCGAGGAUGCAGCAGCAGCUGGAUGAGUACCAGGAGUUGCUGGACAUCAAGCUGGCCCUGGACAUGGAGAUCCAUGCCUAUAGGAAGCUGCUGGAGGGCGAGGAGGAGAGGCUACGCCUGUCUCCCAGCCCUACCUCGCAGCGCAGCCGUGGCCGCACCUCUUCUCACUCAUCCCAAUCGCAGGGUGGGGGCAGCGUCACCAAAAAACGCAAGCUGGAGUCCACUGAGAGCCGGAGCAGCUUCUCGCAGCACGCUCGCACUAGCGGGCGUGUGGCUGUGGAGGAAGUAGAUGAGGAGGGAAAGUUUGUGCGGCUGCGCAACAAGUCCAACGAGGACCAAUCCAUGGGGAACUGGCAGAUCAAGCGUCAGAAUGGUGAUGACCCCUUGAUGACAUAUCGCUUCCCACCAAAGUUCACCCUAAAGGCUGGGCAGGUGGUGACGAUCUGGGCUGCAGGAGCUGGGGCCACCCAUAGCCCCCCUACUGACUUGGUGUGGAAGGCACAGAACACCUGGGGUUGUGGGAACAGCCUUCGUACAGCUCUCAUCAACUCCACUGGAGAAGAAGUGGCCAUGCGCAAGCUGGUGCGCUCAGUGACCAUGGUUGAGGACGACGAGGAUGAGGAUGGAGAUGAUCUGCUCCAUCACCACCACGGCUCCCACUGCAGCAGCUCGGGGGACCCCGCCGAGUACAACCUGCGCUCACGCACCGUGCUGUGUGGGACUUGUGGGCAGCCUGCCGACAAGGCUGCCACUGGCUCAGGAGCCCAGGUGGGCGGAUCCGUCUCCUCUGGCUCUUCUGCCUCCAGUGUCACAGUCACUCGAAGCUACCGCAGUGUGGGGGGCAGUGGGGGUGGCAGCUUCGGGGACAGCCUAGUCACCCGCUCCUACCUCCUGGGCAACUCCAGUCCCCGGACCCAGAGUUCCCAGAACUGCAGCAUCAUGUAAUCUGGGACCUGCCAGGCAGGGGUGGGGCCAGAGGCCACCUGCUCCCACCCCACCUCAUGCCCACCUCCUGCUCUGCACCUAAUGGGAGCAGGCCUGAAGCCAAA
Molecule: messenger RNA, 2345 nt
Organism: Mesocricetus auratus (golden hamster)
Lineage: Eukaryota; Metazoa; Chordata; Mammalia; Rodentia; Cricetidae
Gene: Lmna
Product: lamin A/C
Exons: 12
Coding region: 250-2241 (663 amino acids)
Source: RefSeq, a predicted model, not a curated record